AUGUUUCAGAAUUGUAAUUUCUUAAUAAUCAAAUCAAAGCAAUUAACUCAAGACAAAGAUCUAUCUCAAUUAUUACUUGCAAAUAAUGUUGCCAAUAUUUAUAUCAAAGAUGAUUUUGACAAUUCUAAAAAUUAUAUGGACCCACCGAAAAUAACUCACAUAAUAUCUAAUACAAUUGAUUUCAUUGAACAUGAUCUAGCGAUAAAAUCAAUGAUUCCAAUAGUGACACCUUCUUGGGUUUAUGAUUCAAUUAGUAGUCAAAAAAUGCAAAAUAUUAGAACUUAUAAUCCCGACCCAGCAUAUUUUUUCAAAGAUUGUUUUAUAUGUUGUGCUGACAACUUGCCUCCAGGUGAUAAAGAAUUGAUUUAUGCAGCAGCUCAAGCAUUUGGAGGAGGGUAUUUGGAUAAUAUCACGAAAUAUACUACACAUUUGAUAGCCAUGGAUAUAUCUAAUGAAAAAUCAAUUUUGGCAUCGAGUAUUAUUCAUGAUGAUGAUGAUAAUGAUAGUAAUGGAGAUAUGCCCAAUAUUAAAAUUGUUUUACCGCAUUGGAUUGAUCAUUGUAUAACCAUGGGCAAAAAAUUGAAUGAAGAUAAUUAUUUAUUACCAGAUGCAAAAAUAUUACAUGAUGAAUCCAAUGAUGUGUUGAAAAAUGAAAUAUUACCAGAAAUUUUAAAUGAUUCUUUACCUCCUCAAAAUGAACUUGAUUCUGAAUUACAAUUUUUCAAAAACAAAAAAUUUUAUAUAAAUUCUGAUUUCAAUUUAUCUCAACGAUCAUCUAAUGCAAUAAAAUUUGUAAUUGAAAGACAUGGUGGUCUGAUCAUAAAGAAAUUUGAUGUCAGUGAAAUUGAUAUUUAUUUGGGUAAAUAUCGACAAGGUGAUACUUAUAAAAAAAGUUGUGCUAGUAAUAGAAUCAUUGUGGGGAAUUUACAAUGGCUAUAUUUUAUUUUGGCAUCUAAAAGUUGGACUCUACCUUUAAAUUCAAAUAUCUUAUAUUAUCCUCAACCAUCAACACCUCUCGAUGGUUUGCAAGGGUUGAAAAUUUCAAUUACAAAUUACAGUGGAGAAGCUAGGUCGUAUUUAAGUAAACUAAUCACUAUAAUGGGAGGUGUUUUCACGAAAACUCUAACCAGAGACAAUGAUUAUCUUGUGUGUGGGAAAGCUGAAGGGAAAAAAUUUGAUGCCGCUUUGAAUAAAUGGGUUGAUUCUGAAGGUAACCUGGAAAUUAAAGUUGUAAACCAUUUGUGGUUGGAAGAUUGUUAUGUUCAAUGGCACAAGGUUGAUAGCAGUCUUGACAAAUAUAAAAAUUUUGGUGAUGAGUCAAUUGGAAUGGAACCAUGGGUUGGACGUGCUCAUUUGGACCAAGAAGUUUUGAAACAAUGGUAUGAAGAUGAAGAGAAAACUGCUAGCAAUAGCUCAGGAAACAUUGAUGAUAGUAUGAGUGAAGACGAAUCUACCCAAAGUCGAAGAGGUGCUACUACCAAAGAACAAUUGGAUCACUCUCAAACAUCUGAACCUGUGAACGUUGAGGAAAAGAAUAUUGUCACCCCGUCAUCACUGCAACCAGCAAAUCAACCAGUAUCUCCAAUAUCAACAACUUCCAACAAGACUGUUAAAUCAACUACUGAAACCACACCAGAAUUGAACUUGCUGCUGCAAACACAAAAAGAGUUUUCUCGUGAAUCUUCAUCAUCACCUAUAAUAGCAACAAAAAGUCUUUCUUCUAGAUAUGGAGAACGAUCUGCUGCUAAAAAGGCAACUGCCAAACUUCAUGACAAUAUGUCUGAUUUGAUUGCUUAUCAAGAAAUGACAAAGAGUAGUCGUAAGAUGAAAAGUUAUAUGGAUCAAUUAGAAGGAUCAUUGACACCUCUGAAGAAACGGAAGCAUAGCGAGGACCAAGAAGAACAAGAAGACGAAGACGAAGAUGAAAACGAUGAGCAUGGUGAUGAAAUUGAAGAAUUGAGUCAAUCUGAUUUUUUGAAAACAAAGAAAAAGACUCAAUAUCACAUCAUUGCCAUAAUGUCAGGUUGUGAACAAAUCAUUGAAUUGAGUAAAUCAGAUAUACAAAAAUUAAGAACCAUUGGUAUUAAAAUCGUUAAUGAUAUCGAUAACAAUACUUCACUCAAUACAUUAAUAGCACCCAAAAUAUUACGAACCGAAAAAUUUUUAAGAAGUUUAAGUAAAGUUGAUAAAAUCAUUCAUCCAAAUUAUUUAGUCAAUAUUAUUAAUCAUAUAUCAUCAAAGGGGGAUACCGAAACCGUGUUUAAAGAAUAUCGAAUUGAUGAUUAUUCAUUAGAUAAAGUCAAUAAAAAUACAAAUUUAGAAUUAGGAUACUCGACAAAUUCGAAAUUUAUUAAUGGUAUGCAAAUAUUACUUUGUCAUAAUGAUAAAAAAGGUAAAUUAUUUCAAGGAAUGAAUUUCAAUUUAUCUAGUAAUUUAAAUGGUGGAAUUGAUGUUAUAUCUCGAGUUUUAAAAGAUCAUGGAAUGAAUAAAUAUAAAGAAAUUAAAACUCCAAAUAAUUUAUCAAAAUCAUUAAUCAAAACCAACUACAAAAGUGAUGAAAAAAUAAUUUUAAUAGCUAAUAAGAAAAAAGAUACUAAAUUGAUUAAUAAUUUUAAAAAAUCAGUUAAAUCUGGUAUAAUUUUAGAAUGGGAUUGGUGUGUUAAAUCAAUAUUUAAAAUGGAAUUACAAGAUUUUAAAAAAUUUCAGAUAUGA
Candida albicans SC5314 is the source of this 2712-nucleotide messenger RNA. RefSeq names its product Esc4p (gene ESC4). NCBI's taxonomy places the organism in Eukaryota, Fungi, Ascomycota, Pichiomycetes, Serinales, Debaryomycetaceae. Gene Ontology annotation, biological process: DNA double-strand break attachment to nuclear envelope; double-strand break repair. The transcript has a single exon. The record is from RefSeq and is a predicted model, not a curated record. Bases 1 to 2712 code for a protein of 903 amino acids. Gene Ontology annotation, cellular component: nucleus; Cul8-RING ubiquitin ligase complex.